Cadophora gregata is the source of this 1610-nucleotide messenger RNA. RefSeq lists its product as uncharacterized. The record is from RefSeq and is a predicted model, not a curated record. Gene Ontology annotation, molecular function: RNA polymerase II C-terminal domain binding. Bases 249 to 1610 code for a protein of 453 amino acids. Gene Ontology annotation, biological process: mRNA 3'-end processing. The transcript has 4 exons. Gene Ontology annotation, cellular component: RNA polymerase II, holoenzyme. Lineage: Eukaryota; Fungi; Ascomycota; Leotiomycetes; Helotiales; Ploettnerulaceae.
CUCACUUCUUCAAACUCGUCACCCACGCAAACAAAUAAGAAUCCGCUGUUCUGCAUAUUCUUGUCUAACAAUUGCGAUCUCGUUGCGUAUUCUGUUACCGCACUACGCGUGAACCGAGAACCCUGAAGGAAUAGCAAACUUUGUAAACAACUCAUCAACAAACGCCCUUCCUGUUCUGCCCACGAUCCUACAUCUCCCCCAAUUUCGCUGCUCGUAACAUUCUUCGACUGCCCAAAGUACGAGACGCCAUGUCGUACAACGACGACGCUGUUCUGGCCAAGCUGUCGGCCCUCAAUGAGACGCAGGAGAGCAUUGUGAGUUGGCCUUUGCCCACCCGCCGGUUGCUUGCUUGCUGGCCAAUUCCGUUCCCAAUACUAAACUUUCCCCAGGUCACCGUCGCCCAAUGGGUUAUGUUCCACAGGAGACACGCAGAUCGAACUGGCCAGCUGUGGCUGCAGCGCUUGAAGGAUUCUGGGAGCAAUAAGAGGUUGAAUUUGAUCUAUCUGGCAAACGAAGUUGCUCAGCAGUCCAAAGCCCGUCGCAAGGAUGACUUCCUCGUCGCAUUCUCGCCCGUCAUCGCCGAAGCGACAGCAUGUGCAUACAGAGGGGCUACCAAUGAGGUACAGCAGAAGCUUCGCAGAGUGGUGGAAGUUUGGAGGGCAAGACAAAUUUUCGAGCUCCCAAUUCAGGAAGCCAUUGAGACAAGAAUCGACGAUCUUGACAAGACCCGAUCAAACAAUGCAAGGACAGGCGGAUCCAUCUUUGCAAGCAGCGCAAGCGCCGUGCCCAACGAACUUGUUCCCCUCGUUACUCCUCAACAAACAAUAUCAAAGCUUGUACUUUCGACCAAGACAUCAGUCAAUGCUGCGAAUCAAGACUAUGCCAAAUUGACAGACCCAAAUACCGUCACACCUUCACCACCUGUCCACGCCGCACGCCUGAACGGUCUGCUAAAGACACUCGCCAAUGCCGAAGGCGCCGUAGCAGAGAGCAUCAAAGCUCGCCAGCUACUCAUAGAGGGAUUGGAGAAGAUUCUGGAUACAAACCGAUCAGUGCUGGCAACUGAAGAGGCGCAGCUGAGCGAAAUAUCAAGUCGGAGAACUGAAAUCGAUAACAAGAAGCGGGAUGUAGAAGAGAGCAUUAUGCGUGGCUUCAGCAACAGCAACCCCGCAACACCAGUCGGCGAUGGCUCUCCAGGAACUCAACACUCCCCUCUCACACCCGGACAAUCCGGAUCCGUUGAGCCCGACCGUCCAGAAGUCGAAGCUUUGACACCCCCAGGAUACCCACAGCCUCCAGCUGUAGAGCCCAUCCCCGAAUACGACCUCAACCAAAACCAUAACCACAACGGCCAUGCUAACCAAGGCAUGCACACCAAUGGCCAUGGCAACCACAACCUCUACCAGCAAGACUACACGGCUCAUUCGCCUACCGGUGCUCCCGGUCUGGAUCUGCUGAGUAGUUUAAGCACAACGUAUGCAAGGCCGGCAAGUAGUGGUAGUGCGAAGAAAAGAAAGCUGAAUGAUGAUGAGUUUCCUGAUCUGGGUGGCGAGGAUGCUAUGGAUGGGCUGGAUGAAGAUGUUGUGGGUAUUUUGAACAAGGGGCUUUAG